AUGAGCCACUCUCCGAACCAACAGGUCAACGGCGGCGAGGCGUUUGCUCCGAUGGCCGACCCCGCGAACACGUCGGCGACCAGCAACCCUUCGGGCACCCGUCGUGGCAGCCAUAGUACUCAAUAUUCCUCGACCACGGGGGUGCUUUCGUCUCUCCCGCACCGGCCCUCGUUCACGCCGCUCCACCCGUCGCCGCUCCCCCCAUCGCUGCUUCUCCCAUCGCCGCCACUCCCGUCGCCGCACCCGUCGCUGCGCCAAUCCCACCAGCCAUUCCCGCAGCCCCCGUCGUCGCUCCUUCCGCCCCCGUUGCCGCUCGCCUACAUCAGCCUGUCUGCCUCAGGCCCGACCGUCUUCGACUGGCUGCAGGUGCUCUCGGGCCUCGCCGCGCCGCCCGCCGCCGCCGACCCGGCCGUCGAACUGGAGGACCCUGAACCGGUCGCAGUCCCGGAGUGCGACACGUCCAGCUGCAAGAAGCGGUGGGAAAUAAUUGAGGUGUCGAAACACACGCACCUGCUAGCUUUUGCAGCAACAGCAGGCUCAUACGGAUCGGCCCCGCCGCCCGAGGCCUUCUCGGCGCAGCGCCAGAUUUCGAGCUGGAAGUGCUGGCUGUUCUCGUGCCGCUUCCAGUCGUUCUUGCUGCCGAAUGUCUUGUCUAAGGACCCGGUCGCUGUCGCCGCCGUCGUCGCCGUUGUGGCCGUUGUGGUCGUGGACAGGUUCGGCGAAGGCGUCGCCGCCAACGGGGACAGCGACGACGACAGCGACGACGCAAGCCGCCGCGACGUCCGCCACGCCGUUCGAGCCGCACACCAGCGCACCCGCCGCCAUGCGCGACACUGCACAACCAUCUUCCUUGUCUGA
Messenger RNA from Thermothielavioides terrestris NRRL 8126, 858 nucleotides. RefSeq lists its product as uncharacterized. NCBI's taxonomy places the organism in Eukaryota, Fungi, Ascomycota, Sordariomycetes, Sordariales, Chaetomiaceae. The coding region runs from base 1 to 858 and encodes 285 amino acids. The record is from RefSeq and is a predicted model, not a curated record. The transcript is spliced from 3 exons.